AUGGGGGGCCGGACCAGCACUCGGGAGCUGCAGCUGGGGCUCUCGCAGCAGCCGCCCGUGGCGCAGCCCAUGGCGCUCCUGCCGCUCGCCGGAAGCGUGCCGCGCGCGCCGCCCUCCCACCACGCCGCCGACGCGUGGGCGGCGCCGCCGGCGGAGCCGCUGCGUCGCAUGCGCCGCGUGCCUGGACUCUCGGCGGUGGCUGCUCAAGAGGCGCGUGCGCGACUGGCGCCCUUCCUCCAGGUCGGCAGGGUGCGCCUGGGCGGAAUCGCCCCCGGCACGCCUCCAGCGGGUGCGCCAGCGCCGGCGCUGCUCAUGCUCUGGCCUGAGCGGCGGGCCGCAGCUGGCCAGGCCACCCUCGGCGCGCACGGGCCACUCGCGGAGGCCUCCGCCACCAGAGCGCGUGACGAGGCCACGCCCGUCGACGCGGGCGGGCAAGGCCUCAAUCAGGAUCCACGAGGCCACGUCCAGCAGCGCGGGAGCGUGAGGCUCGACCUCGCAGGAGACCCCGGUGCCGCCGCGCCAGUCCUUCGCCGUUUGGCAGGCUGGCGUGGCCCGCCUUGUCGACGACGAACCACCUUAUCGGCCGCGGGUUGCAUCUGUCUCGCCCCCUCUUUUCGGCAGAGGACUUGA
Molecule: messenger RNA, 630 nt
Organism: Prorocentrum cordatum
Lineage: Eukaryota; Dinophyceae; Prorocentrales; Prorocentraceae
Source: the annotation of a GenBank genome assembly